CGGGAUCGACCCGCUGUAUCCAACAAGAGUGGAUUUUCAACGAGCUCGAGAGAAAAGCGGAGACAGGCAGACAUCAUUUCUCUCUCAGCGCCUUUGGACUAUCUACACGAAGGCAAAGAGCCAAGAACAAAAAAAAAUUAAAAAAAAAAAUCUUAACAGGAAUAUACUUAUCUAAAUUAAUUUAGAAAAUUAGCCAUGGCCGACACAGCUGUCGACAAACCCGCAACUGCAGAGGUUACAGCCAAGGAGCUGAAGGAGAAGAAAGACGUAGAGGUGAAGGAGAAGAAAGACGUAGAAGUGAAGGAGGAGGAGGAGGAGGAGGAGGAGGAGAAGAAGACCGACAACGGGGACGCACCUGCCAAUGGCACAAAUGGUGCUGAUCACAGUGACAAAGUGGAAAAGAAGACAGAAAAGAAGACCGAAAAAAAGACAGAGGAGAAACACAAGAAUGGAGAUGGAGAGGCAGAGGAGGCGCCCCCUGCUGAGGAGACUGAUGCACAGCCUGUGAAGCGUGCAGCUGAAGAGGAGGAGGAGGAGGAGGAGGAGGAGAAGGUGGAGACAAAAAAGCAGAAGACGGAGGAAAAUGGAGAUUCAAAAGAGGCAGAAGUGAAGGCUUAGGUCUCUGCCCUGCUACUUGUUUUUCAGCACUGUCCCACCAGCCUGGUCAACACCGCGUUGUAGGGCUUGUGCUUUCUGUACCUUUUGAGAAAUAUUUCUUUUUGUUUGCUCCCAUGUUAUCACAUUGCACUGGAGUCCUUAAACAUAGUGGCCCUGAAUCUUUUUUUUUUUUUUUUUUUUUUUCUUUUUUUUUAUGAAAUGUUAUUUAUUGGUCUUUAAAAUGAGCUUUGUUUUGUCUUUACUUGUACAAAUUGGGCCACACCAUGAGAUCAUUUCUUGAGGUGUUCUUUCAGGAUGUUAGAAGCACAAUCUCUAUUAUGUCAGUGCUGACCAGAUGAUUCAUACGUACAGGUAGCUGCUCAACUCCUCCAUGGCUCAUGUUGACCUCUCAGAUUCACUUAAGGACCAAAGAUAAGUUUUAAGCAGGGGCUAAUGGACAGUUGUUAGCAUUAUUAGUUGAGGCAUCAUUUUUUUGUGUUGAGCUGCUUGCUAAUCCUUGGCUUGGCUGCCCUGUUAACAUAACAGAUGGUGCAAAUGUAUAAAGGGGCUCCGUCUUGCGCCUUCCUCAUAAGAUUGCUUGACCUUGUUUUAUGGAGGUAGAAUUUUGCAAUGUUAGUUAACCCCUCUUAAAUCUUAACACUUUGGUCAUUUGUUCUGUAUGCAUUCCAUGCAAGUUUGUACCAUUUAUACUUUUGUUUUUCUUACAAUUUCAAUGAGUUUUAUGUUGUGGCUGGGUAGCCCAGUUUUGUGUCCAAGACUGCCUUUCUCAGAACCAGAAUGACAUUCGGUUACUUCAGCCACUGCUUUGUAUAUUCUGAUUAACAAAUAAAUUGUCUUUUUACUUAAGUAUA
Anarrhichthys ocellatus (wolf-eel) is the source of this 1469-nucleotide messenger RNA. Its product is annotated as prothymosin alpha. The record is from RefSeq and is a predicted model, not a curated record. NCBI's taxonomy places the organism in Eukaryota, Metazoa, Chordata, Actinopteri, Perciformes, Anarhichadidae. The transcript has 5 exons. The coding region runs from base 196 to 618 and encodes 140 amino acids.